Messenger RNA from Daucus carota subsp. sativus, 1248 nucleotides. Its product is annotated as peroxidase 72. The record is from RefSeq and is a predicted model, not a curated record. Lineage: Eukaryota; Viridiplantae; Streptophyta; Magnoliopsida; Apiales; Apiaceae. Gene Ontology annotation, molecular function: heme binding; peroxidase activity. Gene Ontology annotation, biological process: hydrogen peroxide catabolic process; response to oxidative stress. The transcript is spliced from 4 exons. Bases 86 to 1075 code for a protein of 329 amino acids.
UGCAAUCCAUAGCAACUUCUACAACUUAGCAUUUUACAACAAGCCUGCAUAAAUUAUUUAGUUAUUGUUGUACUUGAUACUUAAUAUGGCUCAAACCAUGAGCAUUGUCAUGCUCUUAUCUCUUAUAGCUUUUGCUCCUCUUGCAUUUUCUCAAAAAACUGGAAGUCUGAGUCCAAAAUUCUAUGACCGGUCUUGCCCUAAGGCAGUUGAAAUUGUGAAGUCUGUCGUCGCAAAUGCUGUCGCCAAGGAGACUCGGAUGGCGGCUUCACUGCUCCGCCUUCAUUUCCAUGACUGCUUCGUAAAGGGCUGUGAUGCGUCGAUAUUAUUAGACAGCACGGGUACCUUAAUCAGUGAGAAGAGGUCCAACCCUAACAGAAAUUCAGCUCGCGGAUUUGAAGUCAUUGAGCAGAUAAAAUCUGCACUAGAGAAGGAGUGCCCUCAAACCGUCUCGUGUGCAGAUAUCAUGGCCUUGGCUGCAAGGGACUCUACUGUUCUGACGGGAGGACCUAGUUGGGAGGUUCCGUUGGGAAGAAGGGAUGCUAGAGAUGCAAGUUUGAGUGGCUCUAACAACAAUAUUCCUGCUCCAAACAACACUUUCCAGACCAUCCUCACAAAGUUCAAGCUCAAAGGCUUAAAUGUGGUUGAUCUUGUUGCUCUUUCAGGAAGUCACACAAUCGGAAACUCAAGAUGCACCAGCUUCAGGCAGAGGCUGUACAAUCAGUCGGGCAAUGGGCAGCCUGAUUACGCGUUGGAUCAGUCGUACGCAGCUCAGUUGAAACCUCGGUGUCCAAGAUCGGGUGGUGACCAGAACCUUUUCGUAUUAGAUUUCGUCACUCCACUAAAGUUUGAUAACAACUACUUCAAAAACUUGUUAGCUUCAAAGGGCUUGUUGAAUUCUGACCAAGUUCUUGUGACCAAAAGUGAAGCAUCUUUGGAGCUAGUAAAGAAAUAUGCAAACGAUAACAAGGCAUUCUUUGAGCAAUUUGCCAAGUCCAUGAUCAGAAUGGGAAACAUAACUCCAUUAACGGGUUCCAAAGGUGAGAUCCGAAAGAUUUGCAGGAAGAUGAACAAGUAAGAACAGAGUGUAUGUUGGCACCCUCAGGAAUAAAUAUGAUACCAUGUUAGGCAUUUCGUUUUCUCAGUUUUGUGAUUCUCUUUUUCGACGUUGAGUGGGUAUCCAUCCACUUCUGUAGUGGAAUUUGUAUUUUAUGGUUUAUAGUAAUUAAAAUCUUUAUACGUUUGUUCUUA